Mytilus californianus (California mussel) is the source of this 4309-nucleotide messenger RNA. Its product is annotated as IgGFc-binding protein-like. The record is from RefSeq and is a predicted model, not a curated record. The transcript has 22 exons. Gene Ontology annotation, cellular component: extracellular matrix. The coding region runs from base 93 to 4172 and encodes 1359 amino acids. Gene Ontology annotation, molecular function: carbohydrate binding. NCBI's taxonomy places the organism in Eukaryota, Metazoa, Mollusca, Bivalvia, Mytilida, Mytilidae.
CAAUAUAUCUGAUCAAUGUACGUGUCCACACGUGGGUUUAUUUAGGGUACAUAAGCAACUUUGCAUCACAUGACACUCAAACAGCCGGAAUCAUGGAGGCACGACCGGGAGUUUUCCUUUUGUUGCUUGUGACAGUCCUACAGGCAGUAGUUGCUUCAAGUAAAUGGAAAUGCUAUCAUUAUACAUUCGCAAACAAAUUUGCAAUGAUACUAGUUGGAGAAAAAUCGAUAUGUGAAAAACAUGGACGGAAGUACACGAAAGGCAUAAAUAAAAACUAUCCAGGCUGUGGAACUUGCUGGUGCUGUCAGGCGCCAAAAGAAUCAGGAUAUAUUGGUUGUUAUCAGGAUGACAGCACUAGAAUUUUACCUAAAGAAGUACUGAAAGACAAAGGUAUGACAGUUCAAAAAUGCCAACAGUUUUGCGGUCAAAACGGAUUCAAGUUUGCAGGUGUUGAGUAUGGAUACGAAUGCUUUUGUGGGAAUGUUUUACGAAAAGACAGAAAAAGAAAAGAAAGUGAUUGUAAAAUGCCAUGCUCAGGCAAUAAACGUCAGAUAUGUGGUGGUGCAUGGAGGAUCUCUAUUUAUACAGGCAAAUUAAGUAAUUGCAAGGAGAAAUGUCACAAAAAUGGUAAAUGCAAAAGAGGAAGAUGUAGAUGUAAAAGAGGAUACACAGGAGAUGGCAUUAACGUGUGUUACAAAAGCUGUACAUGUUCAGCGAGCGGCGAUCCACAUUACAGAUCUUUCGACGGACAAGUAUUACAUUUCAUGGGAACAUGUAAAUAUACUUUGUCUCAAUAUGUUAACCCAAGCAGUGCAUGCAGAUUUCAUGUUCAAGUCAAGAAUGAAAACAGAGGAAAUAAACGAGUCUCAUAUACAAGAUCUGUUCACGUAGUCGUCAGAAAGACGAAGAUUGACUUGUUAAAGAAUAGAGUUGUCAAGGUGGAUGGAAUUAAAAGAUAUCUACCAUAUCAAACUGGAUAUUUCAGUAUCAUAAUUUCAGGACGUUAUGUGAGACUAAAAACUACAUGUAACGUCUUAAUUACAUGGGACGGGAAAAGCGCAGUAACUAUAUCGGUACCGAGUCAUUUCAGCCAGAAUUUAAUUGGCUUGUGUGGAAAUUGUAAUGGCAUUAAAGACGAUUUUAGAACAAAAGAUGGUUUGGACGUGCGCACAAAACCGGACAAGUUUACGCUUAUUGGUGAAAGUUACCUGAUUCGAGAAGGCAAUAGCGAAAAGUGUGGCGUGACAACCCCGCCGGAUCCUUGUACGUCAGCACUGAGAAACAAAGCGAAUAGAAACUCCGCCUGUGGGCAGUUGAAUCAAGCUAACCCAAGCAGCCCGUUCAAAGACUGCUCACAAGAAGACACGGCAUUAGUUCAAGACAUAUAUGACACUUGUGUAUAUGACUACUGUGCAUACAGUGAUCAACCAGAUAUAUUAAAUACAAUUGUUUGCGAAGCUGCUGAAGGCCUAGAAGAAAGAUGUGAAAACAUGGGUGUUGAUAUAUCAUGGAGAACAAAACAAUUUUGUCCUUUUAUAUGUGAAGACAAUAUGGAAUACAGUAGUGCCGGUAGUGGAUGCCCUGCCACAUGCGUUGAUCUACAUGCCCCCAAAACAUGCAAACUACCCCCAUCAGAAGGAUGUCAGUGUAAAAAAGGAUUUGUACUGAGUGACAACAAAUGUAUACCGAUAGCUCAGUGUGGUUGCAGGCUACCUACCGGUGAAUACUAUCCAAUUGAUACAGAAAUUACAUCCAGAGAUUGUAGGACGGUGUCCAGAUGCGUUGCCACAAAAUCGGGUUACGCAAAAAUGCAAGUCAUUAGACGGCAAAAAUGUCACAGUAAUGCACAAUGUAAAUUACUCCAUGGCGUUUAUGAUUGUGCUUGUGCAGAAGGUUUCAAAGGAGAUGGAAUCAAACAAUGCAAAGGAAAGUCACAACCUGGUACAGAAAAAGUGAUAUGUGAGGGCUUGAAAAGUAGAAUUACAUGUCCAUGGAAGAAAACAAUAAGAAUUUUGGAAGCAACAUAUGGAAGAACUGAAAUGGGCAAAUGUAGAAGUUCAAAUGUGAAAACGACAUCAUGUUCAUCUGACAAACCACUUCCUAUAAUAAGAAAACAUUGUGAUGGAAUGAAAUCAUGCAUGGUAUCAGCAAAUAACGGCUUGUACGGCGAUCCUUGUGCGUACACAUACAAAUACGUUACUGUUCGAUACGUCUGCGAAGAAACAGGACCCAAGUGUGGAUCAAGCGUGUGUCAUCCAGAAGCUACAUGUCACAAUGGUCGAUGUGUAUGCAAAAAAGGGUUUAUCGGAGACGGUGUAAAUAGCUGCAUAGAGACAUGCACCUGUGUUGCUAGUGGAGAUCCACAUUAUAAAAGUUUUGAUGGACAAGUUAUUCACUUUAUGGGAAUAUGUACCUAUACCAUGGUCAAAUCAACAUCCAUUGAUAAAUGUGGUGGUUUUGAAGUUCAAGUGCAAAAUGAACACCGUGGAUCAAACACAAGAGUCUCGUAUACACAAUAUGUUUUGGUCAAGUUAGCAGAUGCUACAAUUCGGCUAGAUAAAAAUAACGUCGUUUUUGUAAAUGACGUUCAAGUUUAUACUCCCUAUUCUUGUACAAACUUUGAAAUUACGACUUCUGGUAGAUAUGUACGGCUACAAACAAAAUGUAACAUAUUGAUAACAUGGAAUGGUGUCGGUACCGUGGCAGUAUCCGUUCCAAAGACAUAUGCGGGAAUUGUAACUGGUCUUUGUGGUGAUUGCAACGGAAAGAAAGACGAUUUCAGAACAGCAACUGGUGAGGAUGUUAGUCUAAAGAAAGACAAAUUCGAACUUAUUGGAAAAAGCUACACAGUUCCAGGAAUCUUUGAAACACAGGAUAACAAGUGUGUAGUUGUUCCUAUAAUGGAAGAACCAUGUUCUGCAGACCAGUCCAGUAAAGCCGCUGACGAUAAAUACUGUGGUUUAUUGAAUCCGAAAAAUGUAAAAAGCCCAUUCAUGUCUUGUGCGAACAAAGAUAUGGAUAUGGCCAAGGAUUUAUAUGAGUCCUGUUUAUAUGAUUACUGUAGUAUAGAAGGAUCACCUGAACUCGCACAAUCUAUUUGUGAGUCUUUGGAGGGAUACGAAGAACAAUGCGAAGACAUGGGUUUAUCAAUAACUUGGCGGAAAAAGGAUUUUUGUCCACUUACAUGUCCAGAUAACAUGGACUAUACUACUUCUGGGAGUGGAUGUCCAGCAACUUGUGUGGACCCAGAUGCUCCACUAACAUGCAGAUUACCAAAUACAGAAGGCUGUCAAUGUAAAGAAGGAUUUCUCCUGAGUGGAAAUGAAUGUGUGCCCAAAGAACAAUGUGGAUGUCGUGGACCAGAGGGAGAAUACUAUCCCCUUGGAAAGCAAUUUACUUCAUCAGACUGCACAAUUGUAACCAAGUGUUCCAGUGAAAACGGGAAACCGACUUUGACAGUUGUUAAACAACAAAUUUGUCAUCAAAAUGCUAAAUGUCGUCUCCGAAGAGGUCAAUAUAGUUGUAUAUGUAAAAAGAAGUUCAAGGGAAAUGGUGUGGAUGUUUGCACUCCUGAAUGUAAGCAAAAGUGUAAAAUCAAUGAAAGGUGUGUCAAAGGAAAAUGCAGAUGCGAGAAUGGUUUAGUCAGGACAAAAUUGGGAGCAUGCAAGACACCUGAAGAUCAAGAGGAUGUUGAUGAAUGUCGAAAAUCUACAAAGGGUACGGAAUACAAAGGUCUAAUUAGUUUGACACAAACUGGGCGUACCUGUCAGUAUUGGGAACGGCAAUAUCCACACAAACACGUGUUUAGCAAGCUUAAAACGGAACAUAAUUACUGUAGAAAUCCUGACAACAGCGGACAACCAUGGUGUUAUACAAAUGAUCCAAGCACACGUUGGGAAUAUUGUAAGAUACCUAUGUGUGCUGCCUGUUCUAUGAGAGAAGAGAUAGUACAAUGCAAAGCUACUGUUAGAGUCUCUGGUUCAUGUUUCUAUAAAUCAAAAGUAGGAUCAAGCUGUGUCUACACCGCGCAGCUGUCAGAUUCACAAGCAAUCAUCAAAACAUCAACACAGGAAAUGGUACUUACAAAUGGAGGAAAUCUGGCUGAAUGUGCUAUUUUUACCUUUAAUGAUGGAACACUGAAAAUAGAGGAUGACGUCUGCAAAUGCUUUUAACUGAUGGAUAAACUAAUUGCAUAACAUUAUUCCAUAUCAUUAUGAGGACUGAAAAGAAUUAGAGACAUAGUGCAUUCUCAAUAAUUGUGUGCUAAGCUUUAACUAUAUCAUCAUCUAAUAAAAUAAAAUUGCAGAUA